AUGAAAAAUGCAAGUGAUGGCUCGGAAAAAGCGCCCAGCAUGAGUGAACAAUCAAGAGAGGUUAUCAAAUCCCUUACCGAUCAUCUUACUGAUUCUAGCGAAAACUCCACGAUCGCAUCCGUUUUGGAACAAUACGGCUCAUUAUUUGAUACAACGACCAGAAAAGUCAUUACUCCAAUUCAUCAUGUCAUCGAUACAGGCAAUCAUUCACCAGUUAGUGCAAGACCGUAUUUUAAAACAGUUCAACAGCGCAAAGAUAUCCAGCAAGAGAUCGAUAAAAUGCUGAACAAUGGAAUCAUAAUACCAUCACAUGCACCUUGGUCAUCUCCGGUCAUAUUGUUGAAAAAGCCAAAUGGCGAAUUCCGAUUUAUUGUCCACUACCGAAAAUUAAAUGCUAUCACAAGAAAAGAUUCAUAUCCUCAACCAACAACCGAGGAACUUUUACAAAGAUUGGGUGGACAUAAGUGGUUUACAAAAUUGGAUCUGAAGUCUGGAUAUUUCCAGAUUCCAAUUCAAGACUGUGACAAAGAAAAAACAGCAUUUUGUACCCAAGACGGUCUCUAUCAAUUUGAGAUAUUAUCCAUGGGACUCAUGAACGCACCACCAACAUUUCAACGUGUCAUGAACAGCAUCAUUGGCUACAAACGAUGGGAUUUUGUGGUAGUGUAUCUCGAUGAUAUUAUCAUCUUCUCCAAUUCACUCGAAGAACAUCUGAAACACCUGAAUGAGAUUUUGCCAACAUUGGACCAACAUCAGUUUCAACUGAAUCACAAAAAAUGCAUCGUAGCUGUUCAACAAGUGGAAUUCUUGAGUCAUAUUAUUACAUGUGAUUCCAUUUAA
This is a messenger RNA of Didymodactylos carnosus, 840 nucleotides long. The record is from the annotation of a GenBank genome assembly. NCBI's taxonomy places the organism in Eukaryota, Metazoa, Rotifera, Eurotatoria, Philodinida, Philodinidae.